Molecule: messenger RNA, 381 nt
Organism: Cylicocyclus nassatus
Lineage: Eukaryota; Metazoa; Nematoda; Chromadorea; Rhabditida; Strongylidae
Source: the annotation of a GenBank genome assembly
AUGAAGCAGUGGACACGGCGAGCAUACACAAAGCCAAAUUUCGACGAUAAUCAUUUCUUUCCUCAAAAUUGGCGCUGCGAAUUCAAUUCAUAUCUACAUUCCUACAAAAUCCUUCGAUUUGACACCUUCAAUCCUUCACCAUUUAUCGACGAUUUAUUGCGAAUAUUGCGCAAAAACAAUGUAUCUGAUAAAUCAAGAAAAUUCAUAAGAGCGUCACUCAGCUCGGGACGCACAUCUCAUAGUACCCACGAGUCAGCUGAGCAACUUCAGACAAGGACAGCCAUUCUUUCAAGCAAUUAUCUCACAAACCUUUUAGUCAAAAUGUAUUACUAUGACUUUACUAUCUUUGGAUUUCAAAUUCCAGAGACCAUCGCUGCUUGA